This is a messenger RNA of Peromyscus californicus insignis, 5383 nucleotides long. RefSeq names its product serine and arginine rich splicing factor 12 (gene Srsf12). Gene Ontology annotation, molecular function: RNA binding. The transcript is spliced from 5 exons. Bases 2420 to 3382 code for a protein of 320 amino acids. Gene Ontology annotation, biological process: mRNA splicing, via spliceosome. Gene Ontology annotation, cellular component: nuclear speck; cytoplasm. NCBI's taxonomy places the organism in Eukaryota, Metazoa, Chordata, Mammalia, Rodentia, Cricetidae. The record is from RefSeq and is a predicted model, not a curated record.
CAAGUUUUAACAGUUAAAAGGGGGUUCUGACAUUUUUCUUUUUACAAUACCCUUUAUAGAUCUGUAAUUUCUUCGUCUUAUUCAUGUAUUGCUACAGAGCUGGUACUCAAAUCCAAGGAUAAUGCACACUAGGUAAGAGCCCUGCCAUACUGAGCUACAUCCCCAGCUCUGUGUUGAUUUCAAUGACAAGUUCUGGGUUUGGUUGUUUGGUUGUUUUUGUUUGGUUUGGUUUUUUGAGACAGAGUUUCUCUGUAUAAUAGCCCUGGCUGUCCUGGAACUUGCUUUGUAGCCCAGGCUGGCCUGGAACUCACAGAGAUCUACCUGCCUCUGCUUCCCAAAUGCUGGGAUAAAGGUGUGUGCCUCCAUACCUGGCUCAGUUACAACUUUUUAACUUUAUUUUUUUGUUCUAAGUGAAAUCCAAGGUAUAGUGGUGCAUACUUGUGAUUCCAGUGCUACAGAGGCUGAUACAGGAGGAUUGCUGUAAGUUCAAGCCUACCUGGAGCUACAUCAGUGAGUACCAAACCAGCCAAUGCUGCAUAAUAGACCCUAUCUCCAAAGGGGGGGGAAGCAAAAUAAUGCUAGUAUCUACAUGAGAAAAGACACAAAAGUUUCUUAAAAUAUUUAAAAAUAUAAGUCCUGUCUUUGGGAGGAAAUUAAGAAGUGUGAAAUAGACCAAAAAUUUUCAGGUCAAAUAAUUUUCUUAAGAGGCUUGAAGGUGAGGAUGGGAAGAGGUUCACAGAAUCUUAUGUCCACCACAGGGCAGAUGUCCCCAGCCACAUUAUCACUCUAGGCUAACUUUUUAUUCUUUUAACUUAAAAUGUUUCUAUUUUAAUGAGAGGGAUCACAUAUGUGUGUGAUAUGUGCAUGUGCGAGGCCAGAGGAGGCUGCAGGGUGUCUUCUACUCUACCUCUCUGUCUUCUGGGAAGAUGGAGUCACUCACUGAUUUGGACCGCUCCACUUCUGCAGGCCUUGCUGGCCAGCAAGCUUCUGACCUCACAACGCUGGGCUCACAGGUGUGUGGCUAUGCCCAGGUUGUUUUUGUUUUUGUUUUCACACGGGUGCUGGGAAUUCUAACCUCAUGUUUUCACAGCAAGCACUCUCAUCUGCUGAGGCAUCUCCCUUGUCACUAGACCUGCUAUUCUCCUUGAUGAGCCUCUGCAAGUCUGGGAGUGUCAUCUGAUGCUUGGAAGACAUGAUUCAACAAAGCAGGACUUUCGCUUAUAAAGCCUGGAACUUUGGGUAAUGUGAUUUUUUUAAAAAUCUGGGACAGGGAGGGUUUUUAGUCUGGACCCUUAGGAGUACCAUGAAACAUCAAAAGGAUGAUAAAGCACAGCUUCAUCACUUACUCAACACAGCUGGUUAAGACACUGGCCAAGCUUAGUGCAGUAUUCCUGUUUUCAAAUUAUUAUUAUGUGUAUAAGCAUUUUGCCUAAAUGUAUAUAUGUAUGUAUGUAUGUAUGUAUGUACAUUCCAUGUGUGCGUUGUGCCCCACAGAGGCCAGAAGAGGAUGUUGGAUACCCUGGAACUGGAGUUAAGGGGUCUGUAAGCUACCAUGUGGACGCUCGGAACCGAACCAGGUCCACUGCGAAAGCAGCCAGUCCUCUUUAACUGCUGAGCCUUCUUUCCAACCCCACCCCUCCCCCACUCCGGUGUAAUAUUACUUAGUUGUCUACACUUGGAAACGUUCCUGCCUCAGGCCCUCAGACAGAAUGCUGUUGUUCUGAAAGAGGUACUUAGCUGCUUCAAAACAUGUCUGGAAAUUGGAAGAGCAGAUCUAUGCAAUAUCAGUGAGGACAGGGCUCACUUAGCCCAGGCUGGCUCAAACUCCUUCUGUAGUAGAGGAUGACCUCUGAUCCUUCUGCCAUCACCUCCCGAGCCCUGGGAUUACAGGGGCCACCACCAUUCCUGUUUCAUGAGAUACUGGAACAGUGUGCCUCCUGCAUGCUAGGCAAACCCUCCACCAAAUGAGUCCUCCUCCCCCCACAUCCUUAGAGGAUAAAUUUCAUUAAGCCACCAAAUGUAUUGCAUUUGUUACAGCAGCCCAGCUAGCCGAUACAAAGUACUCUCAACUUUCCUAUUAUUAAGUCCAGCUGAAGCUUCAAGUGUGGAGCCACAAUACCUAAGGGUUUCUAGGCCUGAAACCUUGUUACAAAAAUGCAAACAAACAAACAAAAGACCUCUUGUCUUUGAUGCUCUCCCAGUUUACUGCUGCCGACCUUUAUACUUAAAGCCGCUGUGCUGUAGUGGUUCCUCCCCACUCGUGUGUGCACAUUUGUUCUCCAUUGAAGAUGGAGUUGAUCUCUCCGGGGAGCGGAAAGCUGAGGCUAUGCUUGCAUGCUCUCAGUGGGGGCCCUGUCCCUUGCUCAUGGCUCUUUCGAAGCCCUGCCCGGAAUCUUUUCUGGGGCUGCUUGGGUGAGGCAUGUCUCCUGGCCUGGAUCGGUGGGUAUCAUCGGGUCUGUUCCCCAGCAGCCGAGGCAGUGGUCAGGUCUGUGAUCGCGCGGUCGCUCAGGCCCCGCGCCCCCCGCCCGCGUCUGCGGCUGCGCGGCCGGCCCGGGAGGGGGCGCGGCGGGCGGCUGGGAGCGGGGCCGCGAGCGGCAUGUCUCGCUACUCCAGGCCCCCCAACACCUCCCUGUUCGUCAGGAACGUCGCCGACGCCACCAGGCCUGAAGACUUACGCCGAGAAUUUGGUCGAUACGGCCCCAUAGUAGAUGUUUACAUCCCACUUGACUUCUACACUCGCCGCCCCCGAGGAUUCGCUUAUGUUCAGUUUGAAGAUGUUCGAGAUGCUGAAGAUGCCCUUUAUAACCUCAAUAGGAAGUGGGUAUGUGGCCGGCAAAUUGAAAUACAGUUUGCACAAGGUGAUCGCAAAACACCAGGCCAAAUGAAGUCCAAAGAACGCCAUCUGUGCUCUCCAAGUAACCACAGGCGAUCCAGGAGCCCCAGCCAGAGGAGAUCUCGAAGUCGAAGUUCAUCCUGGGGAAGAGACCGGAGACGGUCAGAUAGCCUGAAGGAGUCUCGACACAGGCGGUCUUCUUAUAGUCAGUCUAAAUCUCGCUCCAAAUCACUACCAAGGCAGUCUACCUCAUCAAGGCAGUCAAGAACACCAAGAAGGAGUUCUGGAUCUAGAGGAAGGUCAAGAUCCAAGUCCUUACCAAAAAGGUCCAAGUCAAUGGAAAAAUCACAGUCACGCUCACCUCAAAAGCAGAUUGGCUCAGGGGCAAAAUCAAGAUCACACGGACGACACUGUGACUCCCUAGCAAGAUCGCCAUGCAAGUCCCCCAGAGGGUACACCAGCUCCGGAACUAAGACACAGACAGCAAAGCAUUCUCAUUUCUGGUCACAUUCCCGAUCUCGGAAUUAUCAUCCUAAAAACAGUUGGUGAACAGCAACGUCUCGAAGAGCUCCAGGGCUCUGCUAUAAGUUAGUAGACCCGGUUGUGGUUAAAAUUCUUCAAGGCUUAUAGAAAUGUGAACUGGUGAUAGUCACUUUGGGCAUAUGGAGGGAAUAAAAUCGCCCUAACUCUGACGACUAAAUAUUUGACCUCAAUGUAAGGGCUUAUCCACAAAUCACUAUGUCUGCAGUGUUACCAUUAGGCUGUAUUUUGUUCACCUUGCGGCAAGGGGGUACUUCCCAAAGGAAAUAGGAAAAUGGAACCAAUACAAAAAUUCUCCUUAGAUAUUAAAUAUUAUCAGUAAUGUCCUUUACAAAAAUAUGUUUUACUCUAAAGCACUUUCCACAUAAAAAGUAAUUGUGACUAUAUGGAAUUGCAUAGGCUAAACUUAAACUUAUGACAUCUGUGUCUUCUUUCUUGUGACUUUUGAUUAAGCUUGGGCCAAUUCUUGGUAGGUACUAGUUCAAAUUACAGUAUUCUCAAAUCUCAAAAGAUAAAAUUUACAUAGAGAUUCCAUAACUGUUUAAAAGAUAGUUAAAAGAUAUUUAAAAGAUAACUCAAAGAGCAUGUCAUUGUUUUUUGAAUACAACAGCAUAGGCCAGUUGACAUGAAAUGAUAUAAAUGUUUGCUUAAAAUAUGAAAACAAAGCCAGGUGUUGGUGACACAUGCCUGUAAUCCCAGCACUUGGGAGAUGAGGUAGGAGGGUCAAAACCAGCAUGGACUGGGCAACAUGAGACCCUGUCUAAAAAUAAAUAAAUAAAUAAAUGCUUUUUUUAAAAAGUGAAAUCAUUUUAGAAGUACUAGAUUUUGAAUGAUUUGAGACUACUCUAAAAAUUAUGAUGUGGAACACUCAGAAUCCACAAAUAUUCAUAUUAAGCCUUACAUAUUUGAAGUAUAGUACAUUUUGUAUAAAUUCAUAUUUAUACCAUUAUUUCUAUAUAGCUAUUUUCAUCUGCAUUUUUUCUUUUUAGAGCUCUAGUUCAAUAUCCUAAUUAUAUACAGUCUUUUUUAAAAAAGAAUUAAACACUUAGUACAUUAUAUUAAGAAGUACUAGCUAAUAAGAUGGCUUAGUGAGGAAAUCCACUCACCACCCAAACCUGGCAACCUGAGUGCAGGCUGGACAAUCUGAGUUCAGUUUCUGAACCCACUGAAAGGUAGAAGAGAACUGACUCCUGCAAACUGUCUGACUUCCACACUUGUACUAUAGCAUGUGUGUGUGCGCGCACACACACACACACACACACACUCACACACACAAAUGUAUGCAAAAACUUCAUGUUCAAAGCUAUACCUUCAAGCCAGACAUGUAGCACACGUACAUGCCUGUAUUCCCAGCACUCAGGAAGCCAAGGCAGGUACUUGACACCAGCCUGGGAAACAUAGAGACCCAAUACAGAGAGAGAGAGAGAGAGAGAGAGAGAAGAAAAAGAAAAAGAUUUCAUAAAAACAGCUUUGAGGUGAGGUAUGUGACUUUACAUUAUGCUACUCUACAUUUCAAAAACCAAAUAAGUUUGUUGACAAUUAUUGCUUUUGUAGUUGUUAUAACUUAGAAUUUCUUUUAAAAUGUGUUUGAGGUUUACAUUUCAGAGGGUUUUGGUAGAUUUGUGAUUAAAAGGCUUGCAUAUGAUUGUCAUAGGAGAUAUGUUUACAGAUUUUCUUUGUUGGAUCACAUUACUGAAACACACUGUCAGCCCUUACAGCUAAUAUUUAUGCCUGAAAUACCUAAGAAACAUGUCUUACAUUUUCAGUAUUUGGAGCCAUGUUGCUACUAUUAAUUUCCAAUAUAGACUUCCAUAUUUUUUGCAUUUUAAAUCCUUUAUGUGAGAAACAACUUUACAAAAUAAUUUGUAUGUCGGUGAUAUUUGGAGAAGUACCACAAAUUAAUGUAUAUUAUACUCUCUGAAUAUAUUUUCUCUAUUUAACCAUAGAAAAAUUUAUUUAUUUCAAAAUUUCACUCUGAUGUUCCUCUGUAAUAAAGCAAUUAUAAAAGUG